Molecule: messenger RNA, 1074 nt
Organism: Maudiozyma barnettii
Lineage: Eukaryota; Fungi; Ascomycota; Saccharomycetes; Saccharomycetales; Saccharomycetaceae
Gene: FAF1
Product: Faf1p
Exons: 1
Coding region: 1-1074 (357 amino acids)
Biological process (GO): maturation of SSU-rRNA from tricistronic rRNA transcript (SSU-rRNA, 5.8S rRNA, LSU-rRNA)
Cellular component (GO): nucleolus
Source: RefSeq, a predicted model, not a curated record
AUGGGUGAAACAAAAGACGAUGACUACAUGCAACAAUUAGAGAAACAAAGAAAGGCAUUCGAAGCUCAAUUCGGAUCAUUAGAGUCGAUGGGGUUUGAGGAUAAGGUGAAAGAAGGUGUUGAGAAUUCUGACUCGAGCGAAUCUGACCACGAUGAGAGUGACAAUGAAACACAUUCGAGUUCUUCUGAAGAGAGCGAAGAAGAAGAAGAUGAUGCAGAAGAGGAAGAAACUGACCAUCCAGUACCUGUAUAUAAAGAAAAGAGUACAACCAAGGGACCACGUGUGAUAAAAUUCAGUGCACCAAGUGAUACAUAUAUUGAGCCAAGUAAACAAGAACAAAAAAUGAUUAGAAGUGGAAAAACGUUACGUCAAUUAUCUGUUGCUGAACAACGUAAACAGCUGUUAGAAGAACAAAAUAAAAAAAGUUCAAAAACUAAGGCAGAUGAUGAAGAUGAAGCUGAAAAUCUAGAAAACGAUAUUGAGUUACAACGAUUUCUUAAGGAAUCACAUCUUUUGAGUGUGUUCAACCAACAAGGAGGUGAUGGCACCAAUGACGUAACAAGUGGUGUGGAUUUAACAUUAAAGAGUAUGAAUGAUACAAAUGUUGUUUACCAAGAUGACCAGGUAUCCGGAAAGUCACGUAUGAGAACAUUAGAAAUGAGAUUAGGCCAACUAUCAGAAACUAAUGGUCAUAAUAACAAAAUAAACAAAUUGGAGAAAGUACCAAUGCAAAUUAGACGUGGGAUGAUCAAGAAACAUGUAGGGCGUAUCAAACAAUACGAACAAGACGCAGCUGACGGUGGUAUCAUCUUAUCAAAAGUGAAAAAGGGGCAAUUCAGGAAAAUUGAAGCUACUUAUAAGAAAGAUAUUGAAAGACGUAUUGGUCAAAGCAUUAAGAGUCAAGAUAAAGAGAGACAAACAAAGAGACAAAGAGGUCUUAAAAUCCAGUCUGUGGGUCGUAGUACUCGUAAUGGACUAAUUAUAUCUAAGGAUGACAUCAGCAGGAUUGGUGGUACCGUAGGUAACCACAAGAGAAAAUGGAACGCUAACAAGCCACAUAAAAGCCGUCGUUAA